This is a messenger RNA of Macrosiphum euphorbiae (potato aphid), 3561 nucleotides long. The record is from the annotation of a GenBank genome assembly. NCBI's taxonomy places the organism in Eukaryota, Metazoa, Arthropoda, Insecta, Hemiptera, Aphididae.
AUGAUGUACGGCACGGUGUCGAUGCUCGCGUACGGCCAUCUUGUUUGUUAUUCCGUUUCCGCACCGAAUCCGUGUAACGUGAACGAACGUCCGCCGCCGCCGUCGUUACCGACGCGAAAUUGGAACUGCAUAUCCGCGGUGUCCGCGGUAUUUAAUGAAAUUGGGCGUACACUGAGCAAGCCAGUCAAGUUCGUUUUGGCCGACAAAAAAUCGGAACACAACCGCACCGCCACGCCAUUUGGCAAACGAAACAAGAACAGAAAGUCAAAAACGAGUCCUCUGCCCCGUAUUAUGAACCACAUGGUCGAACGGGACAGUCAGAAUGACGUUCCGGAAGAAAUGGAUAUCACUGAAGCGCUAACCAAUGAAGUAUCGCCUUUGAUGUUGGGCAACGCUCAGGAAAUGCCAAUCAUUAACGAUCUAGUGGUACCUGAAUCAAUUCCCACUAUUUCAACUGAUGUAGAGAUGGAAGAAGACAAUGCACGACCCGAAGCAACCUUUAGAUUUGAAAUUGAAAAUUUCAGUAAAUCUAAGGAACAAAGGCUAUCACCUCCUUGUUAUGUUCGUGAUCUUCCAUGGAAAAUAAUGAUAAUGCAUAGAGUAAGCCAAGACAAUCGAUCUGCUAAACCUGCUCAGCCUUCUGUUGGUUUUUUUUCUCAAUGUAAUGGUGAUUCAGAAAAUACUUCCUGGAGCGUUAAGCAAGUGCUGAACUUCGUGUUAUAUCGCAAAAAGAGGGAGAAUGACUGGGGAUUUAGUUUCUUUAUGUCUUGGGAAGAUAUAACCGACGAAGCCAAAGGAUAUAUUAAAAAUGAUACAGUUAUAUUUGAAGUAUCUGUAACAGCUGAUGCCCCGCAUGGUGUAAGUUGGGAUUCGAAAAAACAUACUGGAUAUGUAGGUCUGAAAAACCAAGGUGCCACAUGCUAUAUGAACUCACUUUUACAAGCGUUAUAUUUCACUAAUCAACUACGUAAGGCUGUUUAUAAAAUGCCUACUGAAAGUGAUGAUAGCAAUAAAAGUGUUGCAUUAGCAUUACAAAGAGUAUUCCACGAGCUUCAAUUUUAUGAUAAACCUGUUGGAACAAAAAAACUAACUAAAAGUUUUGGAUGGGAAACACUUGAUUCAUUUAUGCAACAUGAUGUUCAAGAAUUUUUAAGAGUUUUGCUCGAUAAAUUGGAAAAUAAAAUGAAGGGUACAUGUGUUGAGGGCACCAUACCAAAGUUAUUCGAGGGUAAAAUGAUUUCGUACAUAAAUUGUAAAGAUGUGGAUUACACUUCAAAGCGAACUGAAACAUUUUAUGACAUUCAGCUCAAUAUAAAAGGAAAAAAAAACAUUUAUGAGUCAUUCAAAGAUUAUAUACAAGUUGAGAUACUAGAUGGUGAUAACAGAUAUGAUGCUGGAGAGUAUGGUUUACAAGAUGCUGAAAAAGGAGUUAUAUUUGCAUCUUUCCCACCUGUUUUUUAUUUACACCUUAUGCGAUUUCAAUAUGAUCCAGUUACAGAUAGUUCUGUGAAAUUCAAUGAUAGAUUUGAGUUUUAUGAUAAAAUUAAUUUGGAUCAGUAUUUAAAAGUAAAAGAAGAGACCCCAGCUGAUUACAUAUUGCAUGCAGUUCUUGUUCACAGUGGGGAUAAUCAUGGUGGACAUUAUGUUGUUUUCAUUAAUCCUAAAGGCGACGGAAAGUGGUGUAAAUUUGAUGAUGAUGUCGUCUCAAGAUGCCCUAAAGAAGAAGCUAUAGAACAUAAUUUUGGUGGCAAUGACGGAGACGAAAAUAUGAUGCCGAUAAAGCAAUGUACCAAUGCAUAUAUGUUAGUUUAUAUACGUGAUUCUGAAUUAAAAAAUGUGCUACAAGAAGUUACAAUUAAUGAUAUACCAAAAGAGUUGGUAGAACGAUUGCAAGAUGAAAAACGUAUUGAAACAAUAAGAAGGAAAGAGCGAAAUGAUUUACAUAUAUAUACAAAUAUACAAGUUUUUUUGGAAGAUUGUUUUGAUAGUUAUUUGGGAAUAGACUUGUUUGACUUGGAGCAACCUACCUUCCGAACAGUCAAAGUCAAAAAAAACAAUAAUUUAGAAGAAGUCCAUCAAUUAUUAGCAGAAACUUUUAAAUAUCAAUCAAAUCAAAUAAGAAUUUGGCCACUUAUAGCCAGUAAACAUGAAUCUUUGAGACCUAUGUAUCUUGAUGGAGAAGCGAAUGCUUUAAAAACAAUUCAGGAUUUACAUGAUAAUUCAUCAACUACAUGGAAUAUUUGGUUAGAGUUAGUAGAGCCAGGUGUUAGUUCGUUAAUGCCUUUUGAUAGAAGUAAUCAGUCCCUGAUUUUCUUCAAAUUGUUUAUACCAGAAGAGAGGCUGUUAGUUUAUUGUGGUUACCAUUUUGCAAACUUUGAAACAUCAUUAGAUUCUCUUAUUAACAUCAUGAACAAACGAGCUGGUUUUGAGGAAGAUACCAAACUUGCAAUUUAUAAAGAAACUAACAAAAAUGAAAUAGAAAAGAUAACUAAACUUGAUGAUCCAAUUUGUGAAAUAAUUCAGACUUCAACUUAUGGAGAGAUAUUAAUCUACCAAAAAGAAGAGCUUGUGAAAACUUAUCCUUCUGUUAUGGAUCAUUUUAAAAAUAUUUGUUCUCAAGUGUAUAUAACAUUUUGUGAUAAACUUAUUCCUAACGAUCCUGGAUUUACCUUGGGAUUACCUAUGUGGAUGUUGUACCACGAUAUGUUACAAGCAGUUGCUGAAAGAGUAUCUGUUGAUCAACGCAAAUUACAGAUUUAUUUUAGUGUUAAUGGUCAAAAGGAAUGUCCUGGUGAACCAAUUAAAAACUCUUAUAAUGGACCAAUUCGAGACCUCAUAACAAAUAACAGUUAUGGUAAACGAUAUCCUAAGAAAUUCUUUUAUCAGGAAAUGCACAUGCCAGUUGAUGAGUUAGAAAGCAAGAAGCCUGUUAAAAUUAUUUGGUGCGGCCCCAAAUUAAAAGACGAAAGAGAAAUAAUUUUGUAUCUUAAUAAGAAUGAUUCCUCGUGUACUCAUUUUUAUGAAGUAUUACAUGGCAGUGUAGAAUUGUCACCUGAAGGAUCUGGAAAAUUCAGAACUCUAGAAAUUAUGUCAGCUAAAAUAAGUAAAUGGUUCAAUCCUGGAGUAAAAAUGCCCGACAUUGCAACAGUUUUCCCAGCAAAAUACUAUAGAGUAGAAGAAGUACCAACAGAUGAAAUGGAACUCAGUGAAAAUGAAUUAUUAGUUCCUGUUAAUCAUUUUUCAAAAGAAGUAUACUCUACUUUUGGUACUCCUUUUCUUAUUAAAAUAAUACAUGAAGAGACUUUAGCAGAUGUAAAAGAGCGAAUUGUUAACAAGACUGGUAUUCUAGACAAAGAGCUGGAAAAAUAUAAAUUUGCAAUUUGCCAAGGAGUCAGAGCAACUUUUAUUCCUGAUACUCAUAUUAUGAGCUUACAAGAUUUUAAAGCGCCUCCUACCUCUCAAGGACAAGGCCAACGACCAUGGUUGGGCAUGGAACAUCCAAAUAAGACUAAACGCACACGGUUAAAUUAUUUAGAAAAAGCUAUUAAAAUAUAUAACUGA